Messenger RNA from Ramularia collo-cygni, 2043 nucleotides. Its product is annotated as related to sulfate permease SutB. Gene Ontology annotation, cellular component: membrane. The transcript has 4 exons. Gene Ontology annotation, molecular function: sulfate transmembrane transporter activity. The record is from RefSeq and is a predicted model, not a curated record. Gene Ontology annotation, biological process: transmembrane transport. Bases 1 to 2043 code for a protein of 680 amino acids. NCBI's taxonomy places the organism in Eukaryota, Fungi, Ascomycota, Dothideomycetes, Mycosphaerellales, Mycosphaerellaceae.
AUGGCCAAAUUCGUUGACCGGGCUGUGAACGAUGUUCGUGCGGACUAUACCUGGAAUCGUGUCGGUCGGUUGGCAAAGCGAGGACUGCAAGCCACGCCGGCAACCGCUGCUCAUUACUCUCUCGACAAGUUUCCGAUCAUCGGGUGGCUGCCGAAAUACAACCCUCGAUGGAUCAUCAACGAUGUAAUCGCAGGAUUGACCAUUGGGCUGAUGAUGAUCCCUCAAUCAUUAUCAUAUGCCAAGAUAGCAACGAUCCCAGUCGAGUACGGCUUGGAGAGCGCUUGGCUUCCGCCUGCGAUCUAUACCAUUAUGGGAUCCACCAAGGAUCUUUCGACUGGGCCGACUUCUCUACUCGGCCUAACGACAUCUGAAGUGAUCAAGUCUCUCGGCUCGGAAGGAUACACUCCACAACAGAUAGCAUCGGCAGUAGCGCUCUCCAUCGGUAUUUAUGGCAUCAUUCUGGGGUUCUUGAAUCUUGGCUUCCUUCUAGAGUUCAUCUCGUUGCCCAUACUUUCUGGUUUCAUCUCUGCAGUUGCAAUCACAAUCGGACUCAAUCAGAUGGACUCUCUGCUUGGCGAGGACAACGUAGGCGAUGGAGCGGCGACACAGAUCCACGAUAUAUUCCAGCAGUUACCGAAAGCCAAUGGAUUCGCAUGCGCAAUCGGUUUUGGCGGCAUAGUCUUCUUGACGAUCCUGGACCAGGCUGGCAAGCGUUGGGGCACCAAGAGCAAGAUCAUCUGGUUGUUGUCGAUAAUGCGCGCUUUCCUCUGUCUAGUCCUGUUCACUGGAAUCAGCUAUGCUGUCAACAAGAAAUUCGGGCAGGACAGUGACAAGUAUCUCUUCGAGGUUGUCAAGUUGAAAUCCUCCGGCGUUACAAGGCCUGAGAUACCCUCUGGAGCGCUCAUAUCAAAGGCUUUCUCUCGCAGUAUUGCCGCCUUUAUCGGGAGCAGCUUGGAGCAUAUAGCCAUUGCGCGUGCGUUCGCAGUCAAAAACAACUAUGAGUCCGAUCAGACACAGGAACUCUGUUACUACGGCGUUACCAAUAUCGUAAACUCCUUCUUCCAUAGCAUGGGAGUUGGUGGAGCCAUGAGUCGAACCAGUGUGAAUUCAGCCUGCAAGGUCAAGUCGCCGCUUUCCGGAAUUGUCACGACCGCCGUUAUUCUGGUCGGAAUUUACGGUGCAUCCGAUGCGCUGUACUGGAUUCCGAAAAGCACUCUUGCAGCGAUCAUCAUCACUGCUGUAUGGCCUCUUAUCCAGYCACCAUCAACCUUUUAUCGAUACUGGAAGACAUCUCUUGCCGACUUCAUCUCCUCUAUGAUCGCCUUCUGGGUCUGUCUCUUCUACUCCACGGAGGUUGGUCUCGGUGCCAGCGUUGGUUUCAACAUCGUAUACGUGUUACUCAGGCAGGUUUUCGCACGACCGAGUUCCAUCUCGACCAUCGAAGCGUUGGAGGGACCGGCCACGACGACUGACCUCCCAGAAGAUGUCCGCAUAUUCCGCUUCAAUGAGUCCUUUUUCUUCCCCAACGCACAUCGCGUCAAGACCAAGAUGAUGAACGACAUCCAAACACAUCAUGCCCCCGCUUACAAUGACAGAAAUGGUGUCGAGGCCGAACGAAAUUGGUCCGUCCAGAGAGAGAAGAAUGUUGCUCGGCUCCGCAAGCAGAUGAAAAUUACGGAUCCUAGCAGCUUGCCUUCAAUUGGUAUCGUUAUCCUUGACUUCGGAAGAUGUAAUCACAUGGAUGCGACUGCAAUUACCCAGCUAAAGCAGCUCGUCGUGGAGUUGAAACUCUAUGGCGGUAAAGAGGUUGAGCUGCGAUUUGCCGGAAUGUCUGACUACGUUCGCACUCGUCUCGAACGUGCGCACUUCAGGGUCGUUGACCACGGUCAGCCCGAGGAAGCUGGGGACGAUGAAGAAGAUUCGACCUGGCACUAUUCUAGUGUUAGAUCUGCCGUGACUUUACCAAGGCGGGCGGCUCAUUUGAAUGAUUUGUUAGAAGAAAAGAAGGGAAUGGUUGAGAUUGAAGAAAUUGAGAGAGUCUAA